CGCUUCGCCCCGCGGGAGUCGCGAGCGGGACUAGCGCGAAAAGGGCCCCUCGGUUUAAAUGUAUUCCUUUUUAAUCGAGAUAAGCAGAGUAUAUUAACGUCGUGUACAUUUUACGAAAACAAAAAAAGUGAUCGUCACCAAGCGGUUGUUGAGUGAGAUGGCGAACCCUUCGACCUUCCGCUAUGUCGAGUCGCCCUACAAGGACAUUGACAAUGUCUUGGAGUCCACAACAGAUAUAGAAUACCUCCCCGAACGCAGGCGCCUUUUCCCGGAGUUCUCCGUCAUCUCCCCAUCGGAGAAUACGCCGCCAGAAGAUGUGGACACGAGGGAGCACCUGCGCGUGUACGCCAGGAUCAAGCGAGUUUCCGGCAACAGCAGCGAGGCUGUGGAAGAGUCGUGCGUGGUUGUGGAAGGGGAUGGAAACCUCCUGCUGCACGUUCCGAAUAAAAACCUCUCCCUGAAGCAGGGGGAUCGGAUCGAACAGACAAUACAACGAUACAGCUUCACACACGUAUAUGGGCCAGAGGUGAGCCAGAAAGAGGUGUUUGAUAACACCGUCAAGCCACUCGUGAAAGAAUUCCUCCUGGGAAACAACUGCCUCGUGUUCACCUAUGGCGUAACUAACUCGGGCAAGACCUACACCGUGCAAGGCACGGUUAAGGACGGGGGCCUUCUGCCCCGCACCCUGGACCUCCUCUUCAACAGCUUGCAGGGUCACGUGUGCUCAGUGCCUGAGUAUAAACCAUACCGGAGCUCCGAGGUGCUGCACCUGGACCCGCGUACCAUAGUGGAGGAACAGGCGGCGCAGAGCGCGCUCCUCGCGCUCGCUAAGAAGGCAAACCGCAGCCUUUUAGACUUGGACAAAACCAAUGGGAAAUCUUUGACGUCCACCGAUGGGACAUUGCAGGAAUCCAUCAUGUGUGGGGGACCGUCACAGUCCUUAAGCGAACUGGAGGGUCGCAAAGCCAUCAGCGACUGCGUUAGCCUUGAGCCGUCGGAAAAGGAGCGCAGCUACUCUGUGUGGGUGGCAUUCUACGAGAUCUACAAUGAGCUGAUUUACGACCUUCUUGACUUUACGCCGGCCACACGCCUGGCCCAGCGCCACAUCUUGCACAUGGCAGAGGAUCAGCACAAGGGCCCCUUCAUAAAAGAUAUCAAGUGGGUUCAAGUGCACAAUGUCAUUGAGGUGCUGACCCUUCUAAAUGCCGGCCGGAAGAACCAGAGUUUCGCCUCCACCAAGCUCAACCUCAACUCUAGCCGGAGCCACAGCAUCUUCACUAUCCGACUCAUUCGGCUCGAGAAGGGAGCUAAGCCGGAGGUCACCGCAAUAAACGAGUUCUCGAUCUGCGAUCUGGCUGGCUCGGAGCGGUCAAGCCGCACGCAUAACGUGGCCGACCGGCUGCAGGAGGCGUGCAACAUCAACACGUCGCUGCUCGCGCUCGGCAAGUGCAUCACGGCGUUGCGCUUCAACCAACAGGCCAACAGGCUGAACAGCCGUGUGGUGCCGUUCAGGGAGAGCAAACUUACACGGCUCUUCCAAGUCUACUUCUUGGGCAGGGGCAAAACAUGCAUGGUGGUCAACAUCAACCCCAGCACCUCCUGGUACACGGAGAACCUCAACGUGCUGCGCUUUUCCGCAAUCGCAAAACAGGUGCUGACGCACUUUCCGGAUCGUCUGGGGAAACGCACACAAGCCGAUUGCUCCAGUAUGAUCAUUUCAGCCGAUGGCGUUGUCCCCGAGAAGCGGGUCAGGGCGGGCGCCAAUAGCACGGCGUCAGUUGCGUGCGCUCGUGCCACCAUUGCCAAACUAGUGGCGGCCGCCAGUGCCGCCACCGCUAAAGCGGCCGUGAAGCCCAUCCAGGAGGCUGGCGGCGAGGGAGAAGGAAUCGACGGCGACAUCGAUGAAAACUGCAGUGAAGUCGAUUUGGAUGAGAAUGAUCGGGAGAUGGAGGUGGAGCGGCUGAAAGAAGAGUUGAAGAAGGAACGUGAGGACAGGAAACUGGACGAGUGGAGGAUUCGUGGGGAGAUCUCCGGUCACCUCCAGUACCUGGCCAACCUGGAUGAACAACAGAGGAAGAACGACGAGCGCACGCAUGAGCACAUGGAGGAUAUCUGGGAGCGGCGGAUCAAGCUGCUGGAGGAGAAGUGGAAGCAGUUCCACGAGAGGGAGAUGCGCGAACUGCAGGAGACGUUCGAGGCUGACAAGGACCUGGUGCCGAUAGAGCGGCUGGAGGCCGAGACGGAGAAGCUGAGGGAGAAGGCGGAGCUCGCCGAGCAGCAGGCGAAGCGAAUCCUAGAGCUGGAGGGGACCCUGGCGGGCCUACAGCGGGACGUGAGGGCCCUGCGGGAGGCGGGCGAGGAAUCGCGCCGCCAGCUGGAGCUGCUGCCCGAUUCUCCGGCACAGACAAUGGACCUUGGGAUACUGAAAGAGGCCAACCGUGAGCUCAAGGUGACCCUGGAGGAGGCCGAGGAGACCUUUGAAAAGAACCGCAAGGAGAUUAAGAGUUUGAAGCAGCGCAGCGGGAAGCUAGAAGAGGAGCUUUCCACAAAGGACCUUCUGAUCGAGGAGCUGCGCGUGUCACUGGCCAGCAGGGACAAGCAGCUGAGCUGCAAGCUCUCCGAGCUAGUGUCGUUGAAGGCCACCACGGAGCAGCUGAGGGGGCCAGCAUUUGGGAAAACACAAGCGCAGGCCACGCCGUCGAAACCCCAGUGGCAGGGAGAUCUUUCCACGAACCGCACACACAUCCCAAAAUCCCUCCCGGCGAUCCGCCCGCUCGCCCAGCGCUCUCACGGAAAUCGGCACCAAUGUGGGAGUGCCUUGGAAAAUACCCAAAACGUCAGUCCGCGGUUGGUGCAAUUACUACACGAGGUUCAGCUACAGAGCGGCAACAAGAGAGGCGGAGCUCCGGGUUCCGAGCCUGCGGGCUGUGACGACGUUCGCCUGAGCGAAGCGCUUGGUGACGCGGAACGGGCACGCGCGGACCUGCGAGAGGCGUUGGAGAAAGCGUCUCGUCUGCGCGCUGAGAAUUCGGAGCUGCUAGCGCGGUGCGGGCAACAGGAGGAGCACAAGCAGCGGCUGGAGAGCGACCUCGCCGCACUGAGAGAGACGCUGGGGGAGCGCGGCGGGGACGAGAGGCUCUCUGAUGCCGAGGCGAAGACAAACCCUGCCGGCGCCCGGGUGAGCCAAGAGCUGCACCGCACCAAGCGCGAGCUACUGGAGGUGAUGCGUACCCUGUCGAGCAAGAACAAGGAGCUGGACGCGGCGCAAGCCAACCUGGAGGAGGUUGGCGUCCUCAAAGCACAGAACGGGCAGCUGGCGGCCGAGUGCGCGCUGCAGGCGGCCACUCUGUGCGAGCAGGCGCAGGCGCUGGUUGUGUUGGACCGCAGGCUGGAGGGGAGCUGCGCCGAGCUGCGCGAGAAGGCGGCGACUCUGAGCGCCACCGAGGGCGCCGUUGCUGGUUUGCAGGCCGAGCUGGCGGAGUCGCGGCGGGAGCUGCGCGAGGAGAGGGACCGGCUGGAGGUAGCACGUGACGCGGCUGAGCGGGAGGCGUCGUCGAGGAGGGACCUCGCGGAGGUCAAGGCAGAGCUCGCCAACCUCCUCGCGCAACUCGGAGAAGCCAGACGGGAGGCGGCGGAGAAAAUCGCCGAGCUGGAAGAGGCGCGGGUGCGGCUCGCAGAACUGGGGCAGCUCAAGACCCAGAACGAGGAACUCUUUAACAAGUCGAUGCAUCAAGCGGACACCCUCAAGGAGGUUACGGAAGACUGCGAGAACCUUAGGAAGGAGCUUGAGCAAUGCCUCAAGGUGCUGCGAGACAAGAGAGGGGAGGCCGAUGAGAGGACGGAGGAUAAUGACUUGAAGGCGGCACAGACGAAGGCUGGGGUUGAACUGGAGGAGACCAGGAGUAAGUUGACUGAGACAAGGCAGGAGCUGGAGAGAGCAACCAGGAAGUAUGAAGAGGCCCAGAAAGAACUGGCCGAUGUGAGGGCGCGUGUCAACAGCGGCUCCGGCGCCGGAAACUUCCACCGCACGAUGGCAGCACUGGAAGAGCGGUGUGAGCGGAUGGCUGGUCAGUCCGACGAGUCGGAGAGCGGUGUGGGGACGCCGCGGGCCGAGGCGCCCGAGCGGGAGGUCAAGCGUCUGCGGGAGCUGCUCGCCGAGCACGAGACGGCGAGCGCCGAGGCGAAGGCUCGUGAGAGCCGGCUGCGGCGUGAGGCGCGCAUGGCACAGGACGCGCUCAAGGCCGCAAACCGCCUCAUGGGCGAGUGGGAGGCGAAGCUGGCCGAGUCGAAGGCGAAUGUGGCGACGGCGAGCGGGCAGGACGGGGCCGACCGCCGGUGCGAGCCAGAGCGAACGCUGGCGGAGAAGGAGGAGCCGGAGUCGGUGGCGCUGGCCGAGAUCGUGGCACUCGAGCGAGGUGCAGCCGAGAAGGAGUCUGAGGGUCAAGUGCGCGCCGUCCCGGCGGGGGAGGAAGCGUCGGCGCCAGUUGCGGGGACCGACGGUCGAUACCGCGAGCUGAUCGGCGCGUCUGAAGCUACCCGGGCGGCGGACGUGGAGCGCUUGGAGGCGACCGUGGCCGAACUCACAGUGGAGAAAGAGAAGUUGUCCUUCGACCUGUCUGCCCUGAGGGAGGCGAACGGCGUCCUGUGCCAGGAGCUGCAGGUGUGCGAAGAAACGAUGAGGACACUGGAGAGCCGGCUGGGCGCGGAGGAGACGGCGGAGAGGCGGGCGGAGCGUGCACGCGCCGAGAAGGCUGAGCUGGAGGAGGAGCUUGCGAGCGUGCGUGCCAAACUGCGUGGGGCAGCGGAGGAAAGCGACGAUCUCCGGGAGAAGCUUUCGGACGUGCGGAGGCAGAUGCAGCACGUCGAGAAGGAGAUGGAGAUGGCCCGUGCGGAGAAGGAGCGAUCCGCCCGCCUGGAACAGGAGCUUGAGAAGGUGCGCGCACAGGGGGCGCAGUGCAUGGCCGGCAGGGAUCGGCAGCUGCAGGUGCUGCGCCGGGAACUGCAGCAGGAGCGGGAGAAGAGCCCUUCUCCCCAAGCCGCCGCCACCGUCGCCGCCCGUGUCGAGAAACGCGACGACUCGGAGCCGGUUGUGACACCGGUGGAUAGUCGCUGGAAAGAAGCGCAGCGGGAACUGACGUCGCAGCUGAAGGAGGCCGAGUUUCGGCGCAACGUGGAGGUGAAGCGGUGGGCGGCGGAGCGCGAGAAGCUGCAGAAGCAAAUCCAGGAGGUGGAGAGCAAGAAGGAGCAGGAGCUGCGCGCGUGGCGUGAGGAGCGCGACCUCCUCGCCACCGGCCUGGCCUCCGAGUUCGACUCCCUGCGCACGGCGCUCGCCGAGCGCGAUGCAGAGAUCAGCUGUCUGAACGCCGUCGUCGCGGCCAACGCUGCCGCCAAGGCGCCCGGCGAGACAGAGGGGAGCGCCGCGGAGCCGGAGGGAGCGCCGUGCCGCACCACGGAGUUGCCGCCUCGACGGACGAGCGCCGUCCGCAGGCGUCGCGAGGAGGAGGUGGAGGAGGGGGAGGAGGACAAGUCGCUAGAGUCACGGCGCGGACGCAACAGCAAGCAGCCGCGACUGGCGUGUCACGGUGACUGCAACACCGUGGUGCUCGACCGCUCGGACGUGUCGGUGGACGGGGGAGGCCACGUUCCACGCUUCCCGCCCUCUCAGCUCGCCAUCCACCUCACCCCGCUCAAACAGCACCAGCUGCUGAAGUCGUCGGCCAAGGUUCCCUCUCGCCAGAAAGCCAGCGAUGAGGGCCGGAGCGGCAGCCGGUUGAUGAAGCUGAGGAGCAAAGCUCAGCUGAAGGGCAGCUGUGAGCAGGAUGGCGGCGCGUCGGGGGAGGCGGCGAGCGCCAGCACGAGGCUCGGAGCGGGGAAGGGUGGCGGGGACACCGGUGCGACGGGACCCAUGCAGCGCAUCGGAGACUUCCUGCAGAGCUCCCCCACGCGCCUCAAGAGCUGCGCCAAGCAGAUCGCGAGCACCUUCAAGUCCGCGGAGGCGGUGAACGCCGCCGCCGCCGAUGGUGCCAAGACGCCGCCGCCGCUCGGCAAGAGGAAGUGCAAGCGCAAGCUGCUGAAGCUGGAGAUCUCCUCUCCCAUGGACUUCUCGUCGCACACGUUUGUGGACAACAAGCAGCAGAACGUGGAGAAGGAGAGCGACCACAGCACCAUCAUGCGGCAGCUGCGUAGGCGCAAGCAGUGACGGGGAGACGCGUCGCUGGCACUUCUCGCGCUCGAGUCUGGAGUAGGCCGUGAAGAGAAAUGUAUUAUGGUCUCAACCUCACGAGUCGCAUCCACCAGGGAACGAUGCAAGCGGGUUUGUAAUUGGUGAGCGGGGUGGCGAUGGAACUGUUCGACGAGCCUAACGGCUCCUCGGGCUCACGACGACGUGAGCCCGCUUGUGUCAUGUCAAGAAUCGAUUGUUUCUGAUUUGUGUACACGAUCGGCUCAUGGAAACCCCCUGCAGCCGCGAAAGAGAAGAAAAUCUAUUGGCAAAUUGAAUAGGAGAUGGUUAAUCUAAUCGUGGAGAGGGGCGAGUCGUUGCGUCCUUAUUGACGAGAGGAGAUUUGAGCUCUGACGUGAUUAAGCACCGACUUGAUUUAGUUCCUUAAUGAACGACAGACCCAGCGGGGACCUCUCGCUGGGGAACAGAAUAGUUGUUUUAUGUGAUUCAGCAGAAAUGGCAGCACAUGCCACUUUUGUGAAUGAGCAGCAUGUGCGUGAGUUUAAGAAUAAAAGCGCGCAUGACUUUUAGCGAGCGGCGAGGAACAAUUUGAGCGAACGCCGAUGGGGAAAGUUUUAAAGCGCGAGCCGAAUGAAGGCAAAGUUGUUUUCAUUUUCCACGAACAAAAAAGGUGAACUUGGAACGUUACGAGCGUGUCGAAUUUACAACCGGCUCUUAUCCUCCUCCUUCCUGAGUGUGUGACAUGCGGAGAGUUUAUGGCGCUGGGCCUCUUUCAGUUUUACUUAUUGCCCGCACUCUGGUGCAUGCGUUGUCUUGCCAACCGUGCAUUACUUUCUGACAGGGCUUCGAGAUAAGUUUCGAAGCCCAGGGUCAAUGUUAGCGGCCGCCCGGGUUAGUGGUGUGGGUUAGAUUGUGAGAUUUGCUUAACGCUCCGGCUGUCCGAGUAGAGAGCUGGAGCCUCGGCCGCUGACGUUUGUCAUCGUUACAGUCUGCAUACAACAACAAACAUUCAGCCAUUCUCAAGUCACCAAUGGACAAAGGCCUUUCCAUGCCCUGGGGUUUCUAUUUUUAAACAUACUUCACCAUGCUGGUCAGUGCAGGUUGGUGAAAUAGGGGGGAGGAUGGUGGGUUGCUGGCUUUGUGGCGCAGCGUGCUGCCAACAGCUAUGCCGGCGUUGCACUUGCUCCGUCGCCCUUAUGAUUCGUAGUGUGUACAACCUUUUUUACGUCAAAGCAAAGAGGUCAUUGGGGCCCGAUGCCACUCAAAGCAGCCGCCACACAUCAUCAUCAUCAUCGUCGCUUCUUUCCUGCUGUCACUUUGCUCGGCUAGAGCACAGACGCUGCAUCCACCCCCACGCGCGGUCAUCGAUGUCGCUUUCUGAUGGGAGGGAAGCACAGAGAAUCGCCGGCGAUGGCAUGUUUGAAGCGCACGGGAGGGCGUUUAUUGCUGAGCUUGUCGUGAUUCUGGUGUCAGGGCUGCAGUGGUAUUGCUUGUCGCUGUUUCCUGACGGCCGUGAGUAUGAGGAGACGGGUUGGUGGGGGGGGGGGGUGCGCAGCUGACAGCGUGGCUUCAUCGCGUGCAGGAGGUGUUGGCCUUUUGAAGUUUGAUUUAGCAGGAAGAGCCUGGCGGUGGAAUGUAGGCGGGUAACAAUAUACCUCUAUUCAUCAAUUACAUUUCCAUUGCUGUGCUCGUAGGGAUGUCCAUCGAGGAGAGUGAUGAAAUCGGUUGGUGUGCAGGUGUCGUGUGGGUUUCUACGUGGCAGCAUUGUGACAGGUGGAUUGAUGAUGAUGCAUGUAUCGAAUCUCGUGUAUGUGUGUGUGAGAAUCGAUUAUAUAAAAAAAAAAUGUGGAUAUGUUUUAUGUGAUUGCGUCACCUGAUUCGCCGCAGCUGCUGGAGGCCUCCGCAUUAGCCAACAUUUGUAAUGCGAUUGUCGAAGAGCCGAAUCGUGAACCACAAAUGGGGGACCACCAGGCUGGGAGGGGGCAGAUUGGUCACGGUUCCACGCAGCAAACCUUUGACCUUGAGUCUGCUCAUGCAGCAUGCGUGCCCCACCUGCGUGCCCCACCUGCGACUGCACGCUGUGAACGUUCAAGGUAGAUGGCGCCAGAUUAAUUUUUCUUUUUGGCAGCUGUCCCCGAGCCGAGCGAGCCACAAGACUCAUAACCGUCUUAAUACUUUCAUUUCGAUCACUUUGCCAGAAAUAUAUAUUUAUGUAUCUGUACCACUGCGUAGGGACGUGUUUUAUCCAUCUGCGCUCGUGCUGUUCAGCUCUCCGAUAUGGGUUUUUUUUCCCGGACGUGUCAUCCGCGUGCUCUCCAGCUCCCUGGGGAACGUGCAACACACGGUAGCGAUGUGGAAAUGAACGGGAGACCUGUGCACACAUGAAUGCAUGUCCACAAGUGUGUGUGCAUUCAACACUAAACCGGUUUUCGCACUGGAAUUGCCGCCUGCGCGGCGACGCGAGUUCACAGGGGAAUUCCACUUUUGAGUUUUAAUUUUAUUUUCGCACGGUUUCACGUUUGACAAGCGGACAGCCAUUUGGCGACGCUGCCGCACGCACACAAAGACCCCCCGUGUAGCCUUAACAGACUUGGUAAGUGCUUUUAGCGAGCACCUAUGAAGGCCGGAACGGCAUACGAGGGGGUGGGUGGCCAGCACCACGCCCGGCCGCCUUUGUCUUCCUAGUGGCAAUGUUUUUAUUUUGUCACUGCACCAGGUACUCAAUUGAGACCGAGUCAACCUCGGGAAGGAGGCCCAGAACCGGUUCGGAUAAUCACCACUGGUGUUGGAUGGUGAUUUAGAGCAGGCUGAGAGGGGAGGUAUGCGAUCGUCUUUUUGUCUCGGUGAUUCUACUCAUCUCAUUCCUUGAUGCUGUGGUUAUAUAUUUUGGUUUUGUACCCUUGGACUCGGCGUUCGCGACCGGAAUUUUACGGGGAAAAAGAAUUUGUGUGAAUGGCAAAACACGCGGUUAGUUAUACACCGGGAGCUGUUGUGUCGCUUGGUUCGUCUGACCUUCAGCAAAUCUAAACCUUCAGCAAAAUCUCGACGAAUAAGAACGUAUGCUUGUGUUUAAAUGGAAAUAAUGAUUCCGCUUUUAUUAGCAACAGCAGUAUUUUUCACACUUA
Molecule: messenger RNA, 9306 nt
Organism: Lethenteron reissneri (Far Eastern brook lamprey)
Lineage: Eukaryota; Metazoa; Chordata; Hyperoartia; Petromyzontiformes; Petromyzontidae
Gene: KIF20B
Product: kinesin family member 20B
Biological process (GO): microtubule-based movement; mitotic spindle assembly; spindle elongation
Cellular component (GO): mitotic spindle; spindle microtubule; nucleus
Molecular function (GO): microtubule binding; plus-end-directed microtubule motor activity; ATP binding
Source: RefSeq, a predicted model, not a curated record